Messenger RNA from Lachancea fermentati, 918 nucleotides. Lineage: Eukaryota; Fungi; Ascomycota; Saccharomycetes; Saccharomycetales; Saccharomycetaceae. The record is from the annotation of a GenBank genome assembly.
AUGCUCAGAACUUUCAGAAGAUUCUCAACUAAAUACAAUCCAUCUCUGGCAAGUGGUUUUCAUGGAAAAAAUGCUACUUCGACGUCAACCUCCGCUUCGCAAGAUGAGAUACACCAUUUCCAACAGCUAGCACCAUCCUGGUGGGAUGUGUGGGGACCCCAGCGUAUUUUGCAUAAAAUGAAUCUAGCAAGAAUGGACUUCAUUCAGAAAGUUUUAUUUUCCCAGGUCAAGGCGAAAUCAGACACUUUUGUUCCAGGUUUCAAUCAUCAAGAGCUGUUACCGAAAACUGUUUCCACUGCCAUCGAAAGAGAGCUCAACAAUGAUAUACGUUCUCAACUUGGGGAAAAGCAUUUGAAAAUUCUAGACAUCGGAUGCGGUGGAGGAAUUUUGGCCGAAUGUCUAGCCAGAUUGCCCUAUGUAUCUACAGUUCAAGGAAUAGAUUUAACACCUCAGUGUAUUGAUGUCGCAAAGGAGCAUGCCAAGAGCGAUCCGAUCCUGAAGAACAAACUUUCUUACAAAGUACAAUCCCUGGAGGAUGUUACUGAUCGUUUUGAUGUAAUAACAUGCCUUGAAAUGCUUGAACAUGUCGAUCAACCAAGUGAGAUCUUACGGCAUGCGUGGGGGAAAUUAAAUCCUGGUGGGAUUUUAUUCCUGAGUACUAUAAACCGUGACUUGGUGUCAUGGUUCACUACCAUUUUUAUGGGAGAACAAGUUCUGGGGAUAGUUCCUAGAGGAACACAUCAUUUGAGUAAAUAUAUCAAUGCAGCCGAGAUUGAAGACUGGUUCAGGAAUGAAUAUCCGCGUUCACAUGAAGUCUUGGAUUGCAAGGGUACCAUGUAUUUACCUUUGACGGGUUGGGUUAAUCAUGAUUGCACCAGAAUCGGUAACUAUUUUAUGGCGGUAAAGAAGCUAAAAUGA